AUGGCACGCGCGGGCGACCAUCCCUGGCCCAGCUGGUUCCAGGACUCGGUGCAGCACGCGCAGCUGCUGACCAACCGCACGCUGAGGGGCUACCUGCUGUCACACAACGCUGAGCGGUGGCCCGAGGUGGUCAAGGCCACGCUGCUGUACGGCGUGCUCUGCCUCCAGCGCGACUUCCCCGGCCAGCCCGCGCUGGAGCUGGCGCAGCUGCACGAGGCCAGCCGGCGCCUGCAUGCCGAGGCGGCACUGGGCGCGGCCCUGCCCCGCAUCCGCUCCGAGUUUCAGUCUCUGGAGGCAGACGUGGGCGGCUUCCUGGCUGAGCUGGACCCAAACCGACACGGCGGCGGAGGCAGCGGCGGGCGCGCGGGCCAGGCGGCUGCCGGCGGCGGGGCCGCCCGCAGCACGGCUCCACGCUCGCUGCGCCUGACCCCCAGAGAGUGCGACCCUGCGGCAGCGACAGCAGCAGCAGCGGCGGCAGCAACACCGCGGGCUGCCGCCCCGCUGCCCAGGGCCAGGGCCAAGCCAGCCCCCGCUGUCUACCCCGACUGGUGGCCCAAGGAUGCGGCGGCGGCAGCCGCGGCAGCACGCCGCGCCUCUACCGCCUCCAAGCAGCGGCCGCCGCCGCGGCUGGCCUACUCGCGGCCUCCCUCCGCCCCGCCCAGCGUUACGCAGGAUGACUUGCCCACCGCCGCGUUCCUGCUGGUGCCGCCCCGCCUGAGCAGCGGCGGCGCCACGGGCAGGGGCAGCAGCGCCAGGGGUAGCAGCGGCAGGGCGUCCCAGGCACAGCAGGGGGAACCCAAGGGGGGGACCGCGCUGUCCAAGGUAAAGCUGCAGCAUGCGCAGCGGCUGGCGCUGCAACGGCAGGGGCAGCAGGCGGACCAGGCGGUGCAAGGCGACGCGAGCCUGUGGCAUUGCGGGCGCGGCGGCGACGGCUCUGGUCAACUGCCGGCUCCCGAUGACGGCCCAGGCACAGCUGGGCCCGUGGCCACCCCCUCGUCCUACGACCCCGCCUCUGUGGCCAAGUGGCGGCAGCACUUUGGGCUGUGA
This is a messenger RNA of Chlorella variabilis, 1047 nucleotides long. RefSeq lists its product as hypothetical. The transcript is spliced from 4 exons. The record is from RefSeq and is a predicted model, not a curated record. Lineage: Eukaryota; Viridiplantae; Chlorophyta; Trebouxiophyceae; Chlorellales; Chlorellaceae. The coding region runs from base 1 to 1047 and encodes 348 amino acids.